AUGGUGAUUAAUAGGAUGACUGACAAAAAACAGUAUUUAGCUGAUUAUUCAUUUGAAUACUCUGUUGAUGAUGGCAAACGGUUAACUGGGUUGUUCUGGGCUGAUGGUUUAUGCAAGCUUAACUAUAUGGAAUUUGGCGAUGUGAUAUCGUUCGAUGCAACCUUCAAGACAAACAGGUACAAGAUGGUGUUUGUCCCGUUCACAGGCAUUGACAACCACUGUCGGAAUCCUAAUGUUGUAGUGACGGAUCAAGACCCUGCUAUGAAACAGGCUAUUGAGGAGGUUUUCCCUAUUAGCAGACACAUAUUGUGUAUGUGGCACAUAAUGAAAAAAGUGGCAGAUAAGGUUAGGCAUGAGUUGUGCAAUAAUGAUGAGUUUAAAAGGAGGAUGUGCGACAUUGUUUGGACUGAUUCGAUUGAGCCCGAAGAAUUCGAGAGGCAGUGGAAGUUGGUGAUGAUUGAGUUUGGUCUCACUGAAAACAAAUGGAUUGAUGAUAUGUUUGGGAUGAGAUCCAUGUGGAUUCCGGCUUUUUACCGGCAUGAGCCAAUGUCAGGUCUUAUGAGAACAACUUCAAGAUCAGAGAGUCAUGACAUUCGGACUUGCGGCGAGCUUAAAGCCAAACAACAAGGUAAACAGGGAAAAAAGAAGAUGAAGGGUGUGCAGAUUGAAGAUGGUGUGAGAGACAAAGACAAUGAGGGUGAAGACGACGAAGAGGAAGAUGACUUUGAAGAUUACGUCAGUGAUGAUGGAUCUGAAGAAGAAGAUCAGUGGGAAGAGGUGUCUGGAGAUGAAGAUGACGAGGAUGAGUAA
Molecule: messenger RNA, 810 nt
Organism: Helianthus annuus (common sunflower)
Lineage: Eukaryota; Viridiplantae; Streptophyta; Magnoliopsida; Asterales; Asteraceae
Product: protein FAR1-RELATED SEQUENCE 2-like
Exons: 5
Coding region: 1-810 (269 amino acids)
Biological process (GO): regulation of DNA-templated transcription
Source: RefSeq, a predicted model, not a curated record